Molecule: messenger RNA, 2784 nt
Organism: Osmia bicornis bicornis
Lineage: Eukaryota; Metazoa; Arthropoda; Insecta; Hymenoptera; Megachilidae
Product: MATH and LRR domain-containing protein PFE0570w-like
Exons: 10
Coding region: 179-2425 (748 amino acids)
Source: RefSeq, a predicted model, not a curated record
AUGCUACUAAACCUGUUACCAUAUCGUUGAUGCGACUUUACUGUUUUGAAAAGGUAUUAAUAUUAAUUUGUUGCUAUAUUGCAGCAAAGAAAAAUACGUUAUUAAUAAGUUAUUUCUAAAUUUAAAGGAUUAGAAAAAUCUAAUCGCGUUGAGAGAAAAUUGAAUAAUAAAUGGAAAAAUGCCUCAGAUACCAAAACAUAGGAAAAUUAAAAGAGUUACAGUGCUCACUAAAAAGACACAGUUUCUAAGAAAUUAUCUAAAACUUAAAUCUUAUAAUCCAUUGUGUGAAAAAUUAAGAAGUAAUAAUUACUCAUUAGCAAAAGCAUUAUCUAAAGAAAAAGAAAAGACUCAGUUAUUGUUUUCUCAAAAUGUUGCUUUGGUUGCUGAGGUACAAGAUUUAGGUUCAGCAUGUAGCAAAAGCAGUGCUGUAAUAUCAAAUGUUUUAAAAAAUGCUAAAGAUAUGCUUACAAUGAUAGUAACAAUGACUGGUUACUUAACUAAUACCAUUUCAACGUGUCAAGAAUUUGUAGCAUCUUCUCCUGCAAAUUUACGAAUGUCUUCUAAUUCUACUGGAACAAGUAUUUUAGGAGAUGGAAGUAGAAGAUUAUCCCCGAAAGCUCCAACUAAAGGAGUUGUGAAGCCUAUGGUGAGCGGUCACACCAUUACAAAACCUACCAUUAAUUUAAGUAGGGUAAAUAUGCAACAUAUUAAUAAUUCCUCAAGCUUAAGUAUAAUACAAGAGGUAACAUCACCCCCUGGAAAUCGAGAAUCAAACAGUCCAAGGUCUUCUGGUCAUGUAACUAUGAGGCAACGUAGAAAUGAAGACGCCCGCGUAUAUCGAAUGCCUGAAAGAUUAAAGGUUGCUUCACCAAGACUUAGUGAUGAAAGCGAACGACGACUAAGUAAAAGAAGUAACAGACGUUCUGGAAGAAUAUCUGGAAGACUAUCAGGAAGCCUUUCGAAAUCGAGAAAAUUAUCCGUGGGUAAUAGUACUCCUAACAGUACUCGUACUCGUAACAGCAUCGAAAAUUUUGAAAAUAUAGGAAACCCUAGAGUAAAACUUAACGAUGUAUCAAAGUUAUUGCAAAAUUCUCAAAGUAUUAACAUUCGAAUGUUGACGGAGAAUCGAAAUAGUGAAGAAAAUGAUACUUUAGAGAAUAACGACAGUGUAAAUCUAGAAGAUUCUCAAACAAACAGCGAAACACCAGAAUCGUCACCUGAUAAUUCAAAAAAUAAUAGUAAUAAAACUAUUGGAAACGAAAAUAAGGAAAUUUGUAAUAACAAAGAUGGUACUUCAAAGACGCAAGAAAAUAUUAAUAGAACACUAAUUCCAUCGGAUUUGGAGGAUCCUCUCGAAGGACCAAGUUGGUUAUUUAAUAAUUCUUCUUCCGUGCCUUCAAUCAAGUAUAACAUACAACAUACGUUUCAUUCGUUUGGAAAUAAGGACAAAAAGACUGACGAAGUAAAUAUUUCUAAUAAUGAUAGUAUGGAUAUAACUUUAAAAGCAACUGAAUUAAGUGAUUCCUCGGAUAAUGAAAACAGUAUGCAGGAAAUUUCGCGGUUAUCACUAACGAACAAACGGGAAAGGUAUAAUUUAAAAAAAGAUAAAGAAAUAAAUAAUGAAAAUGAAUACCAAGUUGUUCAACGGAAUAUAAACAACGAUACUUUUGAUAAUACAACUUCGACUGAUUUAACGAUUACAAACGAGGACGAAUAUAAAUUAGAAAAUGAAGCCGCAGUAAAUUUUUCAAAUUUUGUUACGCAAAGGCGAGUUUGUUUAAAAGACGAGGAAGAAGAUGAUUUUACCUUAAUGUACAUGCGAGAACCGAACAUGAAUUUUGAUAUAAGCGAUUUAAAAUUACCAGUUUUAGAACAAUCAGCACUGAAGCCAAUUGUUCCGGUUGAACCAGAACCGGAAAUAACCACUAGUAUUAAGUUAAUGCCUCAAAUUGGUCCUCUUCCAUCUGCUUCGAACGAUAGUUUAAACGAAUCUAUAUUUGAUCGAUCAACAGUAAAACUGCCGGUAUUGAAUGACAAUGAGAAUAAAAAAAAAAAGAAGAUGAAAGUCAAGAAUCGAACUUCAAGGGAGUCUUCUGAGUUUGUUGAAAGUACACCGCCAGGUGACGGGAAGAGUACUACGAAGAAAAAAAGUAAAUCCGUAAAUAAAGAUCCAAGUGCCGCUAAAGUAGUGUUACAAAAAUUGAACGAGUACGAUGUUAAAUCUAGAACACCUUCUCCUGAGGUAUCACUUUCUCAAGAUUCUGCUAAAUCUUUAAGUCCGUAUUCGAGAAUGGAGAACUCGAGUGAUUCAGAAAACAGUAAUACAAGUAUAAACAGUAUGUAUGCAUUGAAUCGCCCUAGACGAAAAAGAGCUCCGACUGUACUUUAUGAACCAAGUUUAAAAUCGAAAUUACGAAGGAAUUAAUGUACCACGAAUGAUGAUUAAAGAUACGUUAUGUGUUUUUGAAACACAUUUCAUAAUGUACAUAAAGUGUCAAUUCAUGUGACAAAUAAAUACAUCCGCAAGAAUACAGGAAUUAAAACAAUUUAAUUGUGGGAAUAUAAUCAUAAUAUAAAUUACAUUUGUUUUAUAAACUGUUCAGCUUCCAUUGUUGCGCACAUUUUUGUUAUAUUCACUGUUAAUUAUUUACAGGAGAUCGACAUGUCUUAUUAUGAUCAUCUUUCUAAUAAUUUGGCUUCCUUUAGUAGUAUUGUUCGUACAUUGUACUUUUUGUAUCCUUAACUAAUGUUAUAACGAAUAAAUACAAAUUUGUAAACCUUUAA